Messenger RNA from Gamsiella multidivaricata, 826 nucleotides. RefSeq lists its product as uncharacterized. Gene Ontology annotation, molecular function: zinc ion binding. Gene Ontology annotation, cellular component: peroxisomal membrane. Gene Ontology annotation, biological process: protein import into peroxisome matrix. The coding region runs from base 337 to 759 and encodes 140 amino acids. The record is from RefSeq and is a predicted model, not a curated record. The transcript has a single exon. Lineage: Eukaryota; Fungi; Mortierellomycota; Mortierellomycetes; Mortierellales; Mortierellaceae.
AUACAAUAGGACAAUAUCAAGAGGAAAGCAUGGAACUUGUUGCAGAAAAGCGGGAGCGUCUUCCGGAUAGCCUCCUUGCUCAACUUUUUGGCCUUUUUAUAUGCUGGAAAGUAUCGGUCUGUUUUGGAGCGUCUUCUUUCGAUGCGACUUGUCUAUGCUGACCGCAACUCAAACCGCCAAGCUAGCUUUGAGUUUUUGAAUCGCCAGAUGGUCUGGCAUGCUUUUACAGUAAGAGGCUGAGAUCAUACCGAUGCAAUGGCCUUCAAUUGCUGAACCGGGACCGAAUUACUCAGUUACCCUCCUCGCUUUGCCUUUUGCCUUUCAUAGGAAUUUCUGAUGUUCUUGAUGCCACUGAUCAACGUAUCUAAGCUGAAAAGGAACGUCAAGAAGAUGCUUCUGCCAGCAGCACUCAUGUCCGCAAAUGAAUUGUCUGUUCUUCCAAAUCACAUUUGUGCCAUCUGCCACGAAAAUAACAACACCUCGGCGGCUCCAGGAACAACGACUUCUACCGUUAUCCACAAUCCAUAUAUCACCAACUGUAGCCAUGUUUAUUGUUACUACUGCAUCAAGACCAAGAUGAUGAUCGACGAUGAGUGGUGCUGUCUCCGGUGCAAUAAGAGGGUGGAAGCCAUUGCCAGAUAUAUUGAGAUUGCAGAGGACAAGGCCUUGGAGAUUAAGGACGAAGACCAAGAGCUGGCCGACCCGGAAACAAGAGAAAUAGAGCAACCCCUGGACAGCACGUCCAGUGAGAAGGCAUAGAUGAAAUAAAGACCUUAGCGAGUCAUGUGAUGCUCAGCCGUUUGAACUUGAGGCCAUGCGGUCGGGC